Suillus subaureus is the source of this 1301-nucleotide messenger RNA. RefSeq lists its product as uncharacterized. Lineage: Eukaryota; Fungi; Basidiomycota; Agaricomycetes; Boletales; Suillaceae. The coding region runs from base 80 to 1150 and encodes 356 amino acids. The transcript has 10 exons. The record is from RefSeq and is a predicted model, not a curated record. Gene Ontology annotation, cellular component: cytosol. Gene Ontology annotation, molecular function: 3'-5'-DNA exonuclease activity.
UUAGUCUAUCCUGGACAGACCAUGGACGAAUGAAGAUAGUCGUUUCCUUUUUACUGGCCAAGGGUCCGAAGUUCUGUACAUGCCCGUUACUGUUAUACCAUCAAAGCCAGUGCCCGCUGAGUUAUCGGGGACUUUUAGAUUCAUAGGUGAGAUGGGAUCCAAACUUUCCAGUCCGGCGCUGGUCGUAUUGAUCUGGUCAAUCAUCAUAGACAUCGGAGUAAAUCUCACCGAUGCUGUAUUUCAUGGCAUUCACCAUGGCAAAAAAAAACAUGAAGACGACUUUGAAGCAAUGCUGGACAGGUCGCGGUUAGCUGGUGUUCGAUCUAUGAUAAUCACAGGCGGAAGUCUUGGAGAAUCAAAAACUGCACUGUCUCUUGCUGCUCAAUAUGGCUUUUUUGCGACAGUGGGAUGCCAUCCAACCCGCUCAAAAGAAUUUGACGAGUACCCGGGCGGUCCAGAAGCCUACCUCCAGGCGCUGGACAGCCUAAUAAGUGCCAAUCUCCACGGUAAAGGCAGAGUUGUUGCUAUUGGCGAGUGUGGCUUGGAUUACGAUCGCAUGCACUUCGCACCGGAAGACGUACAGCGACGACACUUCCGCUCACAGCUAUUUCUUGCCAAAAAGUACAAGCUACCGCUGUUCCUUCACUCCCGUGCAGCCCACAAAGACUUUGUGAAUAUCCUUCGUGACGAAGGUUUCGGAGAGGAUGGAAAGAGAAAGGGAGUUGUUCACAGUUUCACAGGGUCGGUUGAAGAGGUCGUCGAGCUCAUGGACAUGGGUUUCCACAUAAGCAUCAAUGGGUGCUCCCUCAAAACAGAGCAAAACCUGCUUACUGCAAAGGCGAUUCGACCGGACAAGCUUUUACUCGAGACAGAUGCUCCUUGGUGCUCCAUGACCUCAACACACGCGUCAAAUACCUUACUAGAGACGCUUCCGGCGUCAUUAAAGUCGAAGUAUUUCCCUUCCGGCACUAAAUUGCCAUCGUUCAUGAUGGGCAGGCCAGUGAAAGGGAGAAACGAGCCCAGUGCGAUCGGAGGCGUUGCAUGGGUCAUACACAAGCUCAAUGAAGAGGUCCCGUUCGAGAAAGUGACAGAAAAGGUGUAUAAGAACACUAUUCAGCUAUUUGGCCUAGAGGAACUUCAGGUUGCAUAAGUGGAUGGAAAUUAGAGUUUUUCACAAAUUACAAUUUUUGGUUCCGCACACGGUCUAAUCGCGACCAUCAGAGGACUCGUGAACCGAAGAUAUUGUCAUAUAUAGGAAAGAUUUUCUUUAUAUUGGAAUAUAAAGUCAUAUAAAGCCAUGU